Zootoca vivipara (common lizard) is the source of this 1324-nucleotide messenger RNA. Its product is annotated as growth-regulated alpha protein-like. Gene Ontology annotation, cellular component: extracellular region. Gene Ontology annotation, biological process: immune response; defense response; chemotaxis. Gene Ontology annotation, molecular function: chemokine activity. The record is from RefSeq and is a predicted model, not a curated record. Lineage: Eukaryota; Metazoa; Chordata; Lepidosauria; Squamata; Lacertidae.
GGCCGCUGCAGCAUCACGUCGGGGAUCCGCCUAGCCUCUAAGCGCCUUGGCAUCCGUUGCUGCAACAAUGAAUCCGUGCCGUCCAGUCCCCUGCGUGGCCGUCCUGCUGGUCUACUUGCUGCUAGCCGGGAGCGCUUCGCACAGCCAGGCUGCUCCUAUGACCGGGGAGCUACGGUGUCAAUGCAUCCAAACGGUCUCCCGUGCGAUUCCACGCAAGCAAAUUGCUUCCGUCAUUCUCCUCCCCGAGGGACCUCACUGUGCCGUUCCUGAAGUCAUAGCCACCCUGAACAACGGGAGGAAAGUCUGCCUGGACCCCCAAGCGCCGUGGGUCAAGCUGAUUGUCAACAAGAUUAUCGCAAAGCCCUAACACGACAAGCUGCGGAAAAUGCUUUGGGCAUGGAUACGGAGCAGUUGUGGGAAGCCUCUGGUUAGAGAAGCUGGAUGCAAAGUCUACGGUCGAGCACCUUAAGAACUGAACCACUUAACAACUAUCCACUCGUAUUUAUUAUCGAAACUGAUUGGAAUGUAUUUAUUGCUACCUGUAGCUCUAUCCGGCCGCCUGGUGGAUUCAGCACGCUAGAUGCCACUGUUAUGUAUUCUGUGAAGCCAACUGAAUGUACACACUGCAACACUUGGGCGCUUUUUGAUAGGUUGCCGCCCACUCUGAGCACUGUUUCUGCAAUGGAGGAUGGGGUAGAAAUAUUCUCUGUAUUAAGUAUAUCGAUAAAAUGCCAGAGUGCCAUUCAGCUAAUAGUCUUCUGGGCAGCUCCCGCUGAAAUGAAUGGGAGCAGCACAAGAGUCCUGGCACGUUUUUGAUUACACGUAUAUUCAUAGAAUUGUGGAGUUGGAAGGGACCCUGUGGGUCAUCUAGUCCAACCCCCUGCAAAGCAGAAAUCUUGCCCACAGCUGUCCCUGGGUGGGCUUGAACCACUAAACUUCUGGUUUAUAGCCAGACACACUGGCCCAUUGCUGUGAAGGUACAACACACUGAUAUUAUUCUGAUAUUAUUGCUGCAAACCUGGCUAUGAAGCUAUGGAAUGAAUUUUGCUUAAUGAACUUUGCUUAAUGAGUAUAUUUAAAUAAGGAUUUUUUAUUUAAAAAAAUAUUGUAAAGAACAGCGAUGUUCUAUGUACACUUGGAUAUUUCAUGUCUUCAAUGUAUGGCAUACUGCCAUGGUUUUUUUUAGGGAAUGAGCAUUUUAUUAUUGUGUGUCUGGAUUAUAAAUUCCUUUUCUUAUCUGUUUAACUGUGGAAUGCGACACAUUCUGUAUAAAAAUGGGUUUUUUUUCUAAUUAUAGUGCACUGAACUACAUUUUUCUUCCAGA